Messenger RNA from Trachemys scripta elegans, 4586 nucleotides. It is a transcript of the gene LONRF1, whose product is annotated as LON peptidase N-terminal domain and ring finger 1. Gene Ontology annotation, molecular function: protein binding. Lineage: Eukaryota; Metazoa; Chordata; Testudines; Emydidae. Bases 267 to 2486 code for a protein of 739 amino acids. The transcript has 12 exons. The record is from RefSeq and is a predicted model, not a curated record.
UUUUUAUGUAAGCCAGCGGCGGGUCUGCGGCGAUUUUUGAAAGGGGGUUACGGUCUAACGGCCGCUCCGCGAAGCUUCUGCUAUAGGGCGCGCGUGUGUGCUGCGCCCGUCACCCGCUUAAGUGUCUACUCCCCCUUCCCCCCCCCGUCGCGAGUGCCUCGGGGCCGUGCGCAGAGCAGAGCCCGGCUACAGCCACGCCGCGAGGAGCGCCACACCCCCCUCUGGGAUCCGACGGCGAGCGGGGCAGGGUGGGGGCUCGCAACAGGAUGGCGUCGUCGUCGGUGGUUGUGAGCUCGGAGGGGUCCCCGGAGCCAGGGGGCAGCGGGUGGCCCCGCGCGGAGUCCGAAGGGGAGCAGGAGCGGCUGCUGCGGCGCGGGGAGCUGCUGGCCCUGGGGAACCACCUGAAGGAAGCGCUGGAGACUUACUCGGCGGCGCUGCGUCUCGGGCCGCCUGCGGGACCCCGCCGCCUCGAGACCCUUGUGGACUGUCUGGUGCUGAACUACCGCCUCCGACAGGGGCUGGACUGGAGCCGGGACCAGGGGGCCCGGGAGGAGGGAGGCGACGCGGCCGCAGGGCCGCUGACCUGCUGCGGCUGCCGGGGCUUCCUGGGCGAGCCGGUGACCGCUCCGUGCGGGCACAGCUACUGCCGCCGCUGCCUCCGGAGGGAGCUGCGCUCCCGCUGCCGCCUGUGCCGGGACCUGCUGCUGCCGCCGGCCGGGGGUGGCCCCGCCGCCCAGCUCCGGACCAGCGUCGUCCUCAGCCAGUUGGCGGAGAAAUGGUUCCCGGCCGAGUGUGAGAGGGCGCGGACCGGCAACCUGCUGGGGGAGCUGCUGAGCCAGGGGCGCUUCCGAGAGAGCCUGAGCGCCGCCAGCCAGGCCUUGCUAACAGAUCCCAGUGACUUGAUGUUAAGAGUUUACAGAGCUGAAUCAUAUGCUGGCCUCCAAGAGUUUAAAACAGCCAUAGAAGAUCUAAAUUUUAUCAUCUCUAAAAUGUCAAAUUGGCCAGAGAUUUACUUCAGGAAAGCGAAAGUGCUUCAUGAUGCUGGGUUUGUAGGUGAUGCCUUACAACUGUUCCUACAGUGCUUAUCCCUUGAUGAGGAUUUUGUUCCAGCAAAGCUAGAAGUGGAAAAGACAUUGUGUGAUUUGCUGUCACCAGAAAAUGUGAGAGAGAGUCUGAAGGAAUCUGCUUGGACUUCACCUCAUAUUCGAAAUAAACCUUUUACACUUGGUUCUGAAAUGGAAGAGUCUGGCUGUAAUCUACAGCUUUGUCCAGAGCAGAAUUUAGGAGUGCCAGAGAUAACAGUGGAGUCUUUCAGAGGAAGCCUAAAUCGUGUACAAUCUUCCCAUGCUCUUAACUCAACAGAAAAUCUUGCUAAAGGAGAUGGAUUAAAAAGGGUUUCUUCUGAACCUCUGCUUUCUAGCCAGGAAAAAGGUGCUCUCCUAAAAAGGAAGCUUUCCCUUUCAGAACAGGAUGCAAUCGUGUCUGAAGAUGGAAGAAGCAAACAUAAAAAACCAGGAGAAACUACAAAAAGGGACACUCCACAAACCAGUGAAAAUGCAACAGUUCCACAGCACUUAAUUGAUGUGGCAGAUUUUGAGUGUUCUCUGUGUAUGAGGUUAUUUUUUGAGCCGGUGACAACCCCUUGUGGACAUACCUUCUGCAAGAAUUGUUUAGAACGCUGUUUAGACCAUGCCCCACAGUGUCCCCUAUGUAAAGAGAGCUUAAAAGAGUAUUUGGCAAUUAGGAAAUACAGUGUCACAGUACUACUGGAAGAAUUAGUGGUGAAAUAUCUGGCUGAUGAAUUAUCUGAGAGAAAAAGAAUUCAUGAUGAAGAAACUGCUGAACUCUCAGACUUGACCAAGAAUGUUCCUGUGUUUGUUUGCACUAUGGCAUACCCCACUGUGCCUUGCCCUCUUCAUGUGUUUGAGCCAAGAUACCGAUUGAUGAUUCGCAGAAGUAUGGAAACUGGGACUAAACAAUUUGGGAUGUGUAUCAGUGACCCUCAAAACAAUUUUGCAGAUUAUGGUUGUAUGCUGCAAAUUAGGAAUAUUCAUUUCCUACCUGAUGGGAGGUCUGUUGUUGACACAGUUGGUGGAAAGAGAUUUAGAGUUUUACGAAGAGGGAUGAAAGAUGGCUAUUGUACCGCAGACAUCGAAUAUUUGGAAGAUAUUAAGGUUGCAGAUAAAGAAGAGCUGAAGAAUCUGAGAGCACUUCAUGACGUGGUAUACAAUCAGGCUUGUGGCUGGUUCCAAAGCUUGAGAAACAAAUUUCGCAGCCAGAUCCUUCAGCACUUUGGGCCGAUGCCAGAGAGAGAGGAAAACCUACAGGCAACACCUAAUGGACCGGCUUGGUGUUGGUGGCUUCUAGCUGUCCUCCCUGUAGACCCCAGGUAUCAGAUCUCGGUUCUGUCAAUGAUGUCUUUGAAAGAACGUCUAAUCAAAAUCCAACAUAUACUCACAUAUUUUUCUAGAGACCAGUCCAAGUGACUAACCGCCUGGAUCUUCCUGAAGAGUUACUCUUUUCUGGUUGUAAUCACAGCUGGAGUUUUUGCUGCUUUUGCACGUCUAGUGCUGGUUUGAAAAGUGUGAUGAAACUGCUUCCUCCCCCCUCCCGCCAACUUCCUGAACCAUCUGGUUCUUCAAAUGGGCACUGUCUUCAACUAGAAGGAUAGACCACUAAAGUUGCGCAUGCAAAAAUCAAUCCAGCCACCGAACAUGGAAAAAUUCUACAUGAUUUGCACUAUGUAUGAGACAGUCAUGCUAAAACUUGAGAAUUUAUUGCCACUGACUUUCUAAAGCUGUGGGAAAUGCAAGACUUAAGGCUGACAGUCCAAGUUUACAGCAUUAAGAAUGCAUUUUUUUGCAAAUAAGAGCUUGCCUCAGAUACAACUGUCCUGUUGCUAUUUGCACAAAUAUUUGAAAUAUAGUAUUGAAUGUUGCUGUUGGAAAUUAUUGCUCUUGCUGAACUGUCUUGACUAUGGCACAGAUUCUUAAUAUCUUAUAAAUAUUUGCAUCAUAGACCAAGUGACCUGAAUUAUGAUGAAAUUAGAGCUGGUUUUAAGGAACAACUGAAAAAAAAAUGAACAUGGUACUUCUGUCAAAGAUAAUUAAACUGUGAAUAUGGCAUAUGUACCUAUAACUGUACACGUUUAAAGGGAAAAUUGAAAACAAACAUUUAAUACCAGUUACAAUUUUAUUGGGCUUUUCAGACUGGUGGUCCUUCUGAGCACUUAAGUAGUUUAUAGAGCUUAUAACAAGAAGCUUUAGUACAAUAUGCUAGGAAUUGUGCAUUCCAAUUUUUUUUGUUUUUUUUUUUUUAAAAAAGUUUAUAAAUUGUUUGCUGCCUCUAUGCCUUAUUCAUAUUAAUAGUAGAGCCCACUGCAGUGGCAAGUUUUAGAAUUCAUGCUGCCAACUCGUACUUUAAUUAUCCGUUGGUUGCAUAUAUGUGAAUAUCUGACACAUUAGCUUUCUUGUAUGUAAAUCAUUUGUAAAAUUUUCUUACAAAUCUUGCUUUUUGCUAAUCUAUUUAAUUUUCAAGAAAAGCUAAGUUUGUAAUAUUUUGUAACUUAACUAAAUGUUACUUUUUUAUAAAAUUGUUUUCAUACAUUUCCAUUUCCAUUUUGGGGUGGGGGGAGGGGUGUCUUACACAGAGCCAGAAGCAUUGUUAGCUUAGAUCAGGGUUGCAAACACUUCAUGGACAUGCAUAUGGCAUGUACGUUGAUUUCUUGCCAUCAGUGUCUGGUCUGACUGAAUAGGAACUAACGAGGUCCCACCAAAAUAACUUGUCUGUCUUAUUUUUAGCUAUAGUGUUGGUUUCUCCGUCCCUUUUAUUUUAAAUUGUCACCAUACUUUUAAAUUUUCUGACGUUCUUAAGAAUUUAAGAAGUUGAGCUUUACGUUUUAUUAAACUCUAUGUCCCUUGUUCUGUCCUCAACCUGUAGGCUUCUUCAGAUAUUAGAGGCUCCUCAAAUUCGUGCAAUUUGAGUAUUCUUACGGUCUUCUCAACAUAAUGUAUUGUUCUUUAAUGUUAUCUGUGGAAAAUGCCAGUUCUCACUGAUAAGUAGUAAGAAGAGAAGAGGACUAAAGAACCUUUUUGUUUUGACUCAAGUUCUUAAUACUCUCUGCUUAAAGGCUUUAGUCAGACUAGGUUCUCCCUUCCUUAUUUGCUCCUCUUGCCCCCACUUAUCUCUUGUCAGGAACUGUUGACUAUCUUUGCAACUCUAAUUUUAUACCCACUUGGUUUCCUUGGUAUUAAGUGUCUGAUAUUCUUGAUGUAAAAUUAGUACUUGGCCAGUUGCAAAGUCUCAUCCUGAUAAUCCUAUUCAAAUCAGUUGGAACUCCAGACCUGAGAGAAGCAUUUGGGGGUUUAAUUGGUUUUUUCCCUCCGUAUAGAAAGUAGAGAUGACAGAAAAAAAGGUUUAAUAGAGCAGUUCUAAAAGUGAAUACUUGUGGUCUGAAGCAGUGGUUCUCAACCAGGGGCCUGGGGCCCCCUGGGGGGCUGCAAGCAGGUUUCUGGGGGUCCUCCAGGCAGGGCCUGUGUUACUCACUGGGGCCCAGAGUAGAAAGCUGAAGCCCCACCGCAUGGGGC